This is a messenger RNA of Habropoda laboriosa, 1611 nucleotides long. RefSeq lists its product as uncharacterized. The transcript has 4 exons. The record is from RefSeq and is a predicted model, not a curated record. Gene Ontology annotation, molecular function: DNA-binding transcription factor activity, RNA polymerase II-specific; DNA binding. Lineage: Eukaryota; Metazoa; Arthropoda; Insecta; Hymenoptera; Apidae. Gene Ontology annotation, biological process: regulation of transcription by RNA polymerase II. Bases 1 to 1611 code for a protein of 536 amino acids.
AUGUUCCCUUCGUCAGCGGCGAUGCUGAAGAAUCUGCAACAAAGUGCAAUGACCUCGCCCUUUUUAAUGGAGAACUUGCUCCAGAGCAAGGCGUCGCCCGGUGCCGAUCUAACCAGCUUGACCUUGAACUGGGCGGCCAGUCUGGUGGCGAGACAGCGUGAACGAGAAUGCGAGGCGAACCUGAGGCUCUCCAGGGAGAAAGUAUCGCCGUCCAGUGCGAAUCAAGAUCAACUGGAUCAACGAUCGUCUGGUGCACGUGGUACAGAUCGAGGGAAUCCUAUGAUCGACUGCAGGGACCAUCAGAGAGGGUCGUCGGGGAGGAUUGAUCGUCAGAACGAUCGGAUGCAAAUUUUACGGGAGAAGGAGAGCAUGGAGAGGAGUCAAAUCGCUUACGUGGACAUCGACAACGAGAGGAUCGACGGGCAUGUGAUCGUCGAUCGUCUCUGCGCGAUGGAGAGGCUCUGUAACGAGAGGAUCGAGACUAGAUCGAGCUCGGCGGUUGAUUCGUGCAACUCGAACGUCGACGAGGAUCCGACGAGCAUCGAGAUGGACGGCGGACUCCAAGGUGAGAGGGAAAAGGAUGACGGUACGCUGGGUGGCGAACGCGUGUCGACAGGAUUACAGCCGGACAGGCGGUACGACCUUGGAUGCAGAAACGUCAUGCACAUGUCCGACGAAAUGACGAUUCAAGGGGAGAGAGAGGUGGUGGUCGAGCGUGUCGUCGACAGGAUAGGUGAGAGAACGACCGCCUGUUCCUGCGGCGACGAGCAGUGCUUAGGACCCGCAUGCAGGACCAUUCAGGAGAAGGAGAAGCCGCAACUCAAGUUCAGCGUCAACGCUAUACUUGGCGGCAAUCAUGACAGGCGACCACAUUCGGAGAAUUUUCAAGGACUCCCACCAGAAGCAAUACCAGCUUUUCUGCAAAAUUUACAGAAUUCUGCAAGCUACAAUAUAGCGAAACCUAUCGCCAGACCGGCGGCUUAUCAUCCGUAUCACAGGCCGAGUCAUCAGCCGCCUCAGCGUCAUUUACCCCCGAAUGCGCACCACACGUUGCAACAAUUGUUCUACAGAGGACCUUAUCUAACAGUUGCCGGUUCCGGAACUGGAGGUCAUCAUCCGGGUGCUCCAGGUGGCGGAACUGCGUUUCCAGGUGCGAUUCAAGGCGGUUUGGGCGAUUUCACGAGCACCGGACUGGUAUUUCCAUGGGCGACGAACGCCCGCGGAAAACCUCGUCGUGGAAUGAUGAGAAGGGCAGUUUUCUCGGACCUUCAAAGGCGUGGCCUUGAGAAGAGGUUUCAGAUACAAAAGUACAUCAGCAAGCCGGAUCGUAAAAAAUUGGCCGAGAAACUCGGCCUGAAGGAUUCUCAGGUGAAAAUCUGGUUUCAAAAUCGACGAAUGAAGUGGAGGAACAGCAAGGAGAGAGAAUUAUUAGCGACCGGCGGAUCACGGGAGCAAACGUUACCGAACAAGAACAAUCCAAAUCCAGAUUUGAGCGACGCCGAUGGAGACAGACCGAGGAUGGACUUGAGCGACGUGAGUCCCUUAACGAGUCCUCAGCGACCGGAAGAACAGACGGAGAACGAGGAGGACGAGGAGAUCAACGUCACGUGA